Molecule: messenger RNA, 2010 nt
Organism: Manihot esculenta (cassava)
Lineage: Eukaryota; Viridiplantae; Streptophyta; Magnoliopsida; Malpighiales; Euphorbiaceae
Product: amino acid permease 6
Exons: 7
Coding region: 421-1875 (484 amino acids)
Cellular component (GO): plasma membrane
Source: RefSeq, a predicted model, not a curated record
GAAAAAAUCAAUUUAAUAAUUUUAUUGUCCAAAAUUUCACAAUGAAUGGUUCAGAUGUAAAAGACAAAGUGGGGACCCUAUAGGGUUUAAGUUUAAGUAAACACCUCACCUUUCAUCCCAUCUCCUCCACCUCCUACUACCACCACCACCACCACCAUCAAUGGUGCAGAGGGCUCUAGUGUCAUUAUUCCAACAAAGCCAACCACCACAGCUAUAUGUUUCUCUAUAAACCCUCCAGUCUUGAAGCUAUAAAACAUUUAUUCUUUCCUUUACUUUCUUAUUUAAUAUACUGAGCUAUCUCCCCAUUAGUUGUCUUUGAUUUAACUACCCAUUAAUUACACAUCUCUAUUUCAGAGUCUUGUCCCUCGUUCUUCAACCGUCCCAACUUGCGAUAACGCACACACACAAAUAGAGAGAGAGAUGGCUAAAGAGAUGAAACAUAGUAGCAUGUACUUGGAGCAGGCAGACCUAGAAGGAUAUGAAAACAGUGGAAUUCACAAGAACCUGGAUGAUGAUGGUCGAGCUAAAAGAACUGGGACAUGGGUGACUGCGAGUGCUCAUAUCAUCACCGCUGUGAUUGGAUCAGGAGUGCUGUCCCUAGCAUGGGCCAUAGCGCAGUUGGGCUGGGUGGCAGGGCCGGCUAUUCUCAUGGCGUUCUCUUUCAUAACUUUUUUCACUUCCACUCUUCUUGCAGAUUCCUACAGGUCGCCUGAUCCUGUCACCGGCAAAAGAAACUACACAUACACGGAUGCCGUGAGAGCCAACUUAGGUGGCCGGAAAGUUCUCCUAUGUGGGUUGGCUCAGUAUGUGAAUCUGGUAGGAGUCACAAUCGGUUACACUAUUACAGCAUCUAUUAGCAUGGUGGCUGUAAAGAGGUCAAAUUGUUUCCACAAGCAUGGACAUGAAAACAAAUGCCAUAUAUCAAAUUAUCCCUACAUGAUUAUCUUUGCUGGGAUCCAAAUCAUCCUGAGCCAAAUACCAAACUUCCACAAGCUCUCAUGGCUCUCAAUUCUUGCAGCUGUGAUGUCUUUCGCCUAUUCUUCAAUUGGUCUGGGACUGUCCAUUGCAAAAGUAGCAGGAGGGGGAGCUGCAAGGACAAGCUUAACAGGAGUAACAGUGGGGGUGGACGUGACAGCAGCUCAGAAGGUAUGGAAGGCAUUCCAAGCAAUCGGGGAUAUUGCUUUUGCUUACGCUUACUCUACUGUUCUUAUCGAGAUACAGGAUACAGUCAAAUCAAGUCCUCCUGAGAACAAAGCUAUGAAGAAAGCAUCCUUUGUCGGCAUCCUGACAACCACCCUGUUCUACGUCCUAUGUGGUUGUGUUGGUUAUGCAGCAUUUGGAAAUGAUGCUCCUGGCAAUUUCCUCACAGGUUUUGGAUUUUAUGAACCUUUUUGGCUGAUCGAUUUUGCCAAUGUUUGCAUUGCUGUUCACCUCAUUGGUGCCUACCAGGUUUUCUGCCAGCCAAUCUUCAGUUUUGUGGAGAGGAGCUGCAACCAGAGGUGGCCUGAGAACAAGUUCAUAACAAGAGAACACGACAUUAACAUUCCUUUUUAUGGUGUGUAUUACCUCAACUCAUUCAGAUUAGUGUGGAGGACACUGUACGUUAUAGUGACUGCUGUGGUAGCCAUGAUCUUCCCAUUCUUCAAUGACUUCUUGGGUCUCAUCGGAGCAGCUGCAUUCUGGCCAUUGACAGUGUACUUUCCGAUAGAGAUGUACAUAGCACGCACAAAAAUGCCAAAGUUCUCUUUCACAUGGACAUGGCUGAAAAUAUUGAGUCUCGCCUGCUUGGUGGUAUCACUUGUUGCUGCAGCUGGAUCAGUUGAAGGUCUGAUGAACUCUCUCAAGACCUACAAGCCCUUCCAAUCUGAUCAAUAAUAAAUUUUACUCAGUAACAAGUUCAAAGUUUUAUUGGUUGCAGAUGAAAUUAAUCAAAUCCGAAUGUUCAUCUGUAUUGAAUUGCUUGUACUCCUCUAUCAAUUAAAAACUAGUAUAAAAAGCCUGCUUUCUUCA